Messenger RNA from Histoplasma mississippiense, 1044 nucleotides. RefSeq names its product farnesyl pyrophosphate synthetase. Bases 1 to 1044 code for a protein of 347 amino acids. NCBI's taxonomy places the organism in Eukaryota, Fungi, Ascomycota, Eurotiomycetes, Onygenales, Ajellomycetaceae. The record is from RefSeq and is a predicted model, not a curated record. The transcript is spliced from 2 exons. Gene Ontology annotation, cellular component: cytoplasm. Gene Ontology annotation, molecular function: dimethylallyltranstransferase activity; (2E,6E)-farnesyl diphosphate synthase activity. Gene Ontology annotation, biological process: trans, trans-farnesyl diphosphate biosynthetic process.
AUGCCCGCUCGAACCAACCGUGCAGACUUCGAGUCUGUUUUCCCCUCACUCGUCAAAGACCUAAGUGACCAUGCCGUUCAGUACGGUCUUCCGUCUGUAGCACGGGAAUGGUUUGAAAAAUCUAUCAAUGCGAAUACCCCUGGCGGAAAACUGAACCGGGGUCUCUCUGUUCCAGAUACUGGUCUCGCUUUGCUCGAAAAACCCCUGAAUGAUGAACAAUUCAAAGACCUCUGCACCCUUGGGUGGAUGACUGAGUUUCUUCAAGCUUUUUUCCUCGUUUCCGACGACAUAAUGGACAGCUCCGUCACCCGACGUGGCGAGCCAUGCUGGUACCGCCGCCCCAACGUCGGCAUGAUCGCGAUCAACGACGCCUUUAUGCUCGAAUCUGUCAUAUACGUUCUUCUCAAGAAACACUUCCGUUCACACCCCGCAUAUGUUGACUUCCUGGAACUAUUCCACGAAGUUACUUUCCAAACCGAGUUGGGCCAGCUCUGCGACCUGCUCACCGCGCCUGAAGACAAUGUGGACCUCGACAACUUCAGCAUGGAUAAAUUCAACUUCAUCGUCAUCUACAAGACCGCCUACUACAGCUUCUAUCUUCCAGUUGCCCUUGCACUGCAUUAUCUUCAGCUCGCGACACCGUCCAAUUUGCGCCAGGCACACGAUAUCCUAAUCCCACUUGGCCAAUACUUCCAGGCCCAAGAUGAUUAUCUGGAUGUGUUCGGCAAACCAGAGCAGAUCGGCAAAAUUGGCACUGAUAUCCAGGAUAACAAGUGCUCCUGGGUGAUCAACCAGGCUCUGAAGCGGUGCUCUGCUGAGCAGCGCAAGGUUCUCGACGAGUCGUACGGUCGAAAAGACGCAACCAUGGAAGCCAAGGUUAAAGCUGUUUUCAACGAGCUUAACUUGGAAAAAGUCUACCGUGACUUUGAGGAAGAGCAGGUUGACAAGAUCAGGACCAUGAUCGCCAGGCUUGACGAAUCUGAAGGCCUGAAGAAGGCAGUGUUUGAAUCUUUCCUCGCCAAAAUCUACAAGCGUGAUAAAUAG